Messenger RNA from Eruca vesicaria subsp. sativa (arugula), 1170 nucleotides. The record is from the annotation of a GenBank genome assembly. Lineage: Eukaryota; Viridiplantae; Streptophyta; Magnoliopsida; Brassicales; Brassicaceae.
UCUUAUUUCAAUCAUUUUAUUUGUAUUUUAGUGUUUAUUUAUUUUAGUUGAAAGUGACAGCCACUUUCCCAAAUCUACGCACAUGCCUCAUCAUCAUCAUUUAAUACCACGAUCUAAUGCACUGUACUAGAGAUGAAAGCAUCUAUUAAAAAAAGAACAAGCUCGGCUCUAUCUCUUCACCACUUCAACUUAAAACACAAAACAAGCUUUCCUCUUUUGUAUCAGACAGGCAAGUCUAUGACCAUGGCUUCCUCAGCUGCUGCUGCAUCGAUCUCUCUUGUAACUCUAAGGAACCUCUCUCGGAAUCAUCAAACCCCUCUUUUGGGUUCCUUCCACAACCUAAGGAUCUCAUCUAACGGUCCAGCUUUCUCCACACGAUCAAAAUCCACCACCUCCUCCUCCACUCCAGGUUUCUUCAAAACCAUGUGCAGCAACAGCAGCAGCGAUAACUCCAGACCAACUAAGAUCCAAGAACUCAACGUGUACGAGUUCAACGAAGGAGACCGAAACAGCCCAGCUGUUCUAAAACUAGGCAAAACCCCACAACAUCUUUGCAUCGGCGACCUCGUCCCUUUCACGAACAAACUCUACACCGGAGACCUCAAGAAACGCGUCGGGAUCACCGCAGGGCUCUGCGUUUUGAUCCAGCACGUUCCUGAGAAGAAGGGCGAUCGUUUUGAAGCUUCUUACAGCUUCUACUUCGGAGACUACGGUCACAUUUCCGUUCAGGGACCUUACCUGACUUACGAGGACACGUUUCUCGCCAUCACUGGUGGCUCCGGCGUCUUUGAAGGAGCUUACGGACAGGUCAAGCUUCGUCAGCUUGUGUAUCCGACCAAGCUGUUCUACACUUUUUACUUGAAAGGUGUUGCCGGUGAUUUGCCUGUGGAGCUUACCGGAAAACAUGUUGAGCCGUCGAAAGAUGUGAAGCCGGCGGUGGAGGCUCAGGCGGCUCAGCCCGGCGCCACUAUCCUUAACUUUACUGAAUAAACAAUCAUUGUGUCGUUGAGCUUUCUCUGUUUGUUUUCUGGUGGAUUUUAAUGGGUCUAUUCAGUGGGUGGGCCUAAAUAAUGGGCUUUUAAAUAAGAGGUCGCUUUUGGUAAAUCUAUUUUUCUUCUAAACAAUUACAAUGUCACAACAUUCAUGUCACAACAUUUAUAUACAAUUAUC